AAAUUUGAAAGGAAUCAUGGUACAAAUAUUUAUAGUAAUUCAUUUAAGAUUAGAUUCAUUUUGUUAUAGAAUAGACAAGGGAAGACAAGAUUGUCAAAAUGGUAUGUGUAUUAUGACGAUGCUGAGAAAGUGAAAUUAUAGAAUGAAGUUCAUCGAUUAAUAGUUUGUAGAGAUACAAAACAUACUAAUUUUUUGGAAGUACUUAGUAUAUGAUUGUAAAUAGUUUAGGAAUUACAAAAUUAUCUAUAAAAGAUAUGCAGGAUUGUUUUUUGCUUUAUGUGUAGAUGUGAGUGACAAUGAAUUGACAAUGCUAGAAUUGAUACAUUUAUAUGUAGAAGUAUUAGACAAAUAUUUUGGAAAUGUUUGCGAAUUGGAUAUAGUCUUCAAUUUUAAUAAAGUAAAAGAAUAUUAUUAUAUUAUUAGGCAUAUUCAAUUUUAGAUGAAAUGAUCGUAGGUGGUGAAAUUGUUGAGACAUCAAAACAAGUCAUAAUUAAUGCAGUCAAGAAUAUUGAAUUAUUAGAUUGA
Molecule: messenger RNA, 525 nt
Organism: Paramecium sonneborni
Lineage: Eukaryota; Ciliophora; Oligohymenophorea; Peniculida; Parameciidae
Source: the annotation of a GenBank genome assembly